This is a messenger RNA of Dreissena polymorpha, 2690 nucleotides long. RefSeq lists its product as uncharacterized. Bases 317 to 1342 code for a protein of 341 amino acids. The record is from RefSeq and is a predicted model, not a curated record. The transcript has 5 exons. Lineage: Eukaryota; Metazoa; Mollusca; Bivalvia; Myida; Dreissenidae.
CUAAGAUUGGUAUUUCCUACUCAAGAUGGCGUCCAAUAAUAACUCAUUGUAAUUGGUCUCUAUUUGUUUAAGACUUUCUUUUGAAUAAAUAGUGAGUUGUGAAAAUGAUAUCUACAAUUGGAGGAUCAUUUAAUCAGACUGACUGCGGACUUUGAUAUCAUUGAUAUUUGAAGAUGAUUUAAGCGCCAAGAAUGGAAAAUAUGGAUUUCAAUGAAACAGAGACGUGUUGUGUCAUAGAUACAUUCCAUUCAAGCAGGCGUGCGAUUCUUAACAGAACAUGUAAUUACCUUUGACAAUUGAGCUCAUAUAAAUAAAAAUGUCGAGUCUUUCUGAUGUGUUCACUGAGAAAGAAAGGACGAACUGGCUGAAGGCGUGGUUGGCAGUAGACAUAGCAAAGUCUGGUUUAGAACCAUUCGUGGAAAACGAGGCUAAACUUGUACAAGCAUGUAUGUACAACACCAUCUCGUCCGGUGGACAGGCACCGGGCACAUGUAAUGGUUGUUUGACAGCGAACUUGCUUAAAUGCCCCACUCCAGGAACAUGCAAUAAACGAGGAGCACGCGGGACAUGUAAAGUUAUGCAUGAUUCCAAUGCAAAACAACCCCGGCCAUGUCCUUUAAGCAUAUGCGACAAAGUUCUAAUCGAGAUUGAAAAGGCACAUCGUUAUACAAAACCGUCGUGGAGGAAUACAUCCGCGGAUCAAUGGGCCUCCAAUUCUUGGCAAAUAGCAAAGGCUUAUUUACCUCCGGAUGGUUAUGCUGACAAGAGUUCGGUUAAAGAGACAGAUUUCAACGGAAUUAUCAGUUUUAUGAUGAACUGCAAACACUUCGAUUCCAAGUUUUCCUUUCCCAUACCUCCGGGUAAACCCAAUAAUUCAUGUCUACUAACAAAGGCACGAGAUAUUGGACGAAUUGUCCGACAUUCGUCUCAAUGUAAAGUGACAGACAGAGAUCUCCAGGAUAUCUUUACAACACUGAAUGACCUGCUGACUGACCCAAUGUGUCUCGCAAACGACGGAAGUGCACAAGAGGCUGUGAGGAAAUUAAGAGAGCUUGCAAAUGACGUAUUUAAAAUAACCACAGCGGAAAUGAUUCAACUAUUAAAGGCUGCACAAGACACUUUAAAACAAGUUGAACAUAGUUCACAUAAAACGCUUGAUGAGAUUCGGGUGUACCUUAAACGUUGUAAGAAGGAUUUAAAACAACACGUCGACACAUGUAAACAGGAAUUGGAUCAACACACCGAAAAUUGUAAAGGUGUUCUGGAUGGAUAUUAUCGAAAGCCUUACGAAUGUAAUUACGAGCAAUGUUGUGAAGGUAUGUCUGACCGUAUCUUUGUCUAACAAUCGAUUUCAGGUUUCAUAUUACAAACAAAGUGCAUCUUCAGCAGCAGCAGCACCAGCCGGAGAUAACCUUACUUAAGCAUGUGAUUCUUCGUUUAUUGCCAGGAGCAAAGAAAAGACAUACACAUACACAACAAACACACACAUACAUGAAUUUAACUUGGGUCACCGCCUUAUUACGGUUAAUGCAAGGCAUGGGGGAUAAAAUGAAUUUUAUCGAACUCAUCAAAAUGUGCAAAGUGAUAUUUAUUUAAGUGUUUUUAGAGAUAAAUACCAAAGCAAUACCUUUUUAAUUAGAUAAUACUAAAAUAAAACACCUUAAUUUAAUACCAGUUUACUAAUCAAUGGGUGGGCACAAUUCAGUCCAAUAGAAUUGUAACAUUUUGAAUCACAAUGGACAAUACUAAAAUAAGUACCAAUAACAUAAAUUUGAAUGUUUAGAUCAUCUUCAUAACAAAACGCAUGAAGAGGCCGUUAAAUGGUUGUAAAAGACCUAUUGACAUACAUGCAAGCUUGCUUGUGUAUGUUCAAACAGCAGAUAUAUGUCAGACAUGUAAUAUUUAUUUUAUUAUACCGAACAAGUGAUUAGAACUUGACUGUGUUAACCUUCAAAUCCUCCUCGCUUAUCGUUGAAAAACGUUUGCUUGCAAUAUUGCUUGUCAUUUUGUCGUCUGUUUACAACGUCAUAAAUUGCGUAAUCAAGUGAUAAGAAAUUGACUGUGUUCACCAGUGCACUUUUAUUUUUGUUAUCAAAAUAUAAAUGGUUAUUCAUUGCUUUAUUUAAAUACAAUUAUUGAAUAUUAAAAAUGUUCAUGGUUCUUAUAAAUUGUUCAUGUUUGUAAAGUUAUUCCGUAUAAUAAAAUGAAUAUUACAUGUCUGACAGGGUGACCUCUGUCAGACAUGUAAUAUUUAUUUUAUUAUACCGAACAAGUGAUAAGAAAUUGACUCUUUUAACCUUCAAAUCCUCCUCACUUAUCGUUGAAAAACGUUUGCUUGCAAGAUUGCUUGCCAUUUUGUCGUCUGUUUACAACGUCAUAAAUUGCGUAAUCAAGUGAUAAGAAAUUGACUGUGUUCACCAGUGUACUUUUAUUUUUGUUAUUAAAAUAUAAAUGGUGUAUAUUGCUGUAUUUAAAAACAAUUAUUGAAUAUUAAAAUUGUUCAUGGUUCUUAUAAAUUGUUUGAAAAGUUUGUUCGGUAUAAUAAAAUAAAUAUUACAUGUCUGACAGGGUGACAGUAAGAUUGUCAACUUUCGGAAAAAUACUGCCAACCUCGGCUUCGCCUUGGUUGACAGUAUAUCCUCAAGUUGACAAAAUUUACUGUCACCCUGUCAGCCAUGUAAUAUUUAUAU